Molecule: messenger RNA, 3651 nt
Organism: Galleria mellonella (greater wax moth)
Lineage: Eukaryota; Metazoa; Arthropoda; Insecta; Lepidoptera; Pyralidae
Gene: Doa
Product: probable serine/threonine-protein kinase dyrk2
Exons: 11
Coding region: 260-3478 (1072 amino acids)
Biological process (GO): protein phosphorylation
Cellular component (GO): nucleus
Molecular function (GO): ATP binding; protein kinase activity
Source: RefSeq, a predicted model, not a curated record
UACACUGUUUCUUAAUUAUUUCUAACUAAGCGGAAGUGCGAAAGGACAGUAUGAAUAUCAAACCCAACACUCACUAUCACAACAACAAAGUGUCCACCCGAAAACCUGUCCUUUAUUCAUUUGAAAUCAUAGCUGCAUAUCAUGUUAGUAGAGUGCGGAACCAGAAUAAUGUGUAAAACGUCAGCAUGCUUGUUUGGGAUAACACACUAGGCGGGUUUGGCUUACGAGUGCGCGUGCGCGUGCGCCUUCGCCCGUGAAGAUGUGCGCGAGAGACGGCGACCUCCUCGCGCUUGCGCCCGUUCUAUUUGUGUUCGCCAUCGUCACUCGGUCCGCCUUCAGUCAGUCGCAAAGCUCAGCCGGCCGCCCGGCGCGUCUCCGCCGCUGUAUCGAAAUACGAGACCGCCGCGUAGGGCCACGGGCGGCCAAUGCGCAAGCCAUGGCUGCCCAGCCGCCACAACGACCACCUCCUAAAAACUUGCUCUUUUGUGGCCCUCCACCAACUCUACCACAUGUAGUUUUAUUGCCAAAUGACGCUGUUCGUGACGUUACUGCCCUCGACAUUACAUCUAACACUGCCCUCGCUCCAACAAAUGACACAGAUGCUUUACAUGAAAUAAACAACGUCGGCGUGCCUACCUAUGAAACAGUGUUUAACAGUGAAAUAAAAGAAGUGCUCGAGACAAAAUGUAAUGACAAUGAAUUUCCAUCAAACAACUAUUAUUUGCGAAGGACACACAGUUUUGAUAUAUCAGACAUCUAUAAACGAAAUGAAAACGACAUUGAACCUAAAUUAUUUCGACAUGGCCGAUCUGAACCAGAUUUAUCUAAGUAUGGAUUAUUUCUAGAAGCUGAAGUAACAAUGGAGUGUGGGCCCCUAAAUCCCGCUCCACUAGUGCUUAACAAUCCAUUUUAUGACGGUUCCUUAGCUUUAGAUCCGUCGCAUAUAAAUCAUAACACCGUACUAUUGCCUGACAAUUAUUUAGCUUUUGAAGAUUCAUUUGUGCCAGCUUGGGACUAUAAACCAGAAUUACUUAUGAAUAGGGAUUAUAAUAGUGAACUUUACUAUGACGGAAUACCCAUAAUACCUCCCAAUGAUCCUUGGUCAACUUACGGAUCUGAACAAACCAAUUUUGACUAUUUUUCGCCACACUUUGAAACUCCUAUCGGUGACCAAGAUGGUAUUCAUUAUCUACCUUUGACUGAUUUAGAAUAUGCAAUACCUCAAUAUAUGAAUUUACCGAUGAUAGAACAAGCAAAAAUUGAAACCUUUACUGACGACAGCUGUCAACCAGAAGAAAAAGCUACAACUGUUACAGAUGUUACUAUCGUUAACGAAGAAAAGAAUGACCAGCCGAAAGCAUCCUUACCAUUAGUGACUGAUGUCGGUGCGAGUAAUAUAGUGAGUGAGGAUGAGAAACUUAGUGCAAUUGACUUUUCUACUAAUAGAGAAUUAUCAAAUCAAAGUGAUGAAUCAUUAAACGCGGAUAUAUCUAAUGAUAUUACUUCAAGUUUGGCAUUUGUACCAAGCAGUAAAAGUUCACCGAAGCGACCUCAUAUUGGUGCCGAUGAUACUAGUGAUGAUACUUCACCUUGUUCUACCGAUUACCAUGAGGCUUCAGCCUUAGACUUAGUACAAAGCCUAGAUGAGUUAUCUUGCUGUGAUAGUACUGAUUUUUCCCAAAGCAGAGAUGAUACUUCACCUGCAUUAGUAGAUUCUCUGGAAAUUGAUAAAGCACGCUGUGAGACAGUCAAAGAUCAAAUGAAAUUACAAUAUGCCGAUGGGAUUUUGAACACUUCUUUGGCAAAAGUACCGUUGAGUCAAUUACCAUCCAUUCCACUUCAAGAUCCGUUACCUCUUAAACUACCCCCAGUGCCAGAUAGUUUACCUCAUGAUAUAAGUUUAAGUGUAAAUACGAAACAGAAAUCGCAGUCGCCGAAAAUUACAAAUGCAUUAGAAAAAAAUUCUAAUUCUACAGAGAAUAAAAUUAAAAUUCAAUCCUCAGAAAUUCCCGUUGUUUGUAAUAAAACUGAACAGAAAAUAGCAUUGUUGCAACAACGUCCACAACCUCCUGACGUACCGCCAUCGUGGUUACCUGCAAAACCAACUGCUAGUCAUGUAACAACGACGCCACAAAUAUUGGUUCAGAAUACGGAAGAUCAUACAACUGAAAUGAGAAGAAGCACGAAACCCCCCCUCCAGGCAUCGCCAAUUGUACCAUCAAGAACAAAUCAACCAACUGCGACGGAACCUCAACCAUCUUGUUCUUUUGUACCACCGCGACUACCGCCCCCGGCGCAGCUCAAACCAGAAAAGCAACCAAAAGAAGUUGAGAGCUCCCGAGCACGCUCCUCCGUCAAGGACGACAAGGACGGACACCUGGUGUACUGGCCCGGAUAUGUCAUGGGAGCGAGAUACAAAAUCAUCGACACACUCGGUGAGGGCACCUUCGGCAAGGUGGUUGAGGUGAAGGAUUUAGAAAUGGAGCACAGAAUGGCUCUGAAGAUAAUCAAAAACGUUGAGAAGUACAGAGAGGCCGCGAAACUAGAGAUAAACGUUUUAGAAAAAUUAGCCGAGGUUGAUCCGGACUGUAAAAAUUUAUGUGUUAAAAUGUUGGACUGGUUCGAAUAUCACGGCCACAUGUGCAUCGCGUUUGAGAUGCUCGGGCAGAGUGUGUUCGACUUCCUGAAAGACAACAACUACCAGCCAUACCCCCUGGAACAGGUGCGGCACAUCUCGUACCAGCUGAUCUACAGUGUACUAUUCCUACACGAGAACAAACUAACACACACAGAUCUCAAGCCGGAGAACAUUUUGUUCGUCGACAGCGACUACGAAGUCGUCAGUGUAUACAGUAGUUCUAAGAAGAGUCACGACCUGCUACGGGUGAAAAGAAGCGAUGUCCGUCUGAUCGAUUUUGGUAGCGCCACAUUUGACCACGAGCAUCACAGCACCAUCGUCUCUACGCGCCACUACCGAGCUCCCGAAGUGAUACUGGAGUUGGGCUGGUCACAACCGUGUGACGUCUGGUCAAUCGGUUGUAUCAUGUUCGAAUUACAUUUAGGCAUCACACUGUUCCAAACACAUGACAAUAGGGAACACCUCGCCAUGAUGGAGAGGAUACUAGGACCUAUACCUUACAGAAUGGCACGUAAAACACGGACGAAAUACUUUUAUCACGGCAAAUUAGACUGGGAUGAGAAAUCGUCAGCCGGCAGAUACGUCAGAGAAAACUGCAAACCACUACUGAGGUACCUACAGAGCAACAGCGACGAACACCGGCAGCUCUUUGACCUGAUCGCGCGGAUGCUGGAAUACGAACCCUCUCAGAGGAUCACGUUGCGGGAAGCGCUCAAGCAUCCCUUCUUCAACAAACUACCCACACACCAGAGGCUCGGCAGUGACCGCGCGCGCUGCGGCGGCGAGGGCUCGGGCUCGCGCUCGCGCUCGCACGAGCGCUCGCACUCGCUCAGCAGGUGACUCCGCCCGCCGCCCGCCGCCCGCCCACCUGCUAACUUGUACAGUUCAGAUAAAGUGAUAAGUGAUAAAUAUUUUGUCGAACAUUAUAAUCUAGGUAAUAUUUUGUUGUGAAUCGGUACUUCUCAAUUUGUAUUUAUAAAUAAUUAUUCAAAAUAAAGACUGUAUCGGUCUGA